Mirounga angustirostris (Northern elephant seal) is the source of this 512-nucleotide messenger RNA. RefSeq names its product small ribosomal subunit protein bS18m-like. Gene Ontology annotation, molecular function: structural constituent of ribosome; small ribosomal subunit rRNA binding. NCBI's taxonomy places the organism in Eukaryota, Metazoa, Chordata, Mammalia, Carnivora, Phocidae. Gene Ontology annotation, cellular component: ribosome; mitochondrial small ribosomal subunit. Gene Ontology annotation, biological process: mitochondrial translation. The record is from RefSeq and is a predicted model, not a curated record. The transcript has a single exon. Bases 42 to 473 code for a protein of 143 amino acids.
AUGAUUUGGAAAGAGGAAAGGAAGAGGAGGAGCGAGGAGCCAUGGCGGCUUUGGUUGCUGUUUGCGGUGGUCUAGGGAGGAAAAAGUUAACGCAUUUCGUCAAGGCUGCUCUCUGCCUCACAGAUCCUGGGAUUCACGCGGCGCUGUGGAGAAGUUGUUCACAAUAUAAACAGGUAGCCGGCAAUGAGGACCUGCCCAUUCCAAUGGAAAAUCCUCACAAGGAGCCUCUUAAAAAAUGUAUCUUGUGUGGAAAACGUGUAGAUUAUAAGAAUGUACAGCUUUUGUCCCAGUUUAUUUCUCCAUUUACUGGAUGCAUUUAUGGAAGGCACAUAACAGGUCUUUGUGGGAAGAAACAGAAAGAAAUCACAAAAGCAAUUAAGAGAGCUCAAAUAAUGGGGUUUAUGCCAGUUACAUACAAGGAUCCUGCAUAUCUCAAAGACCCUAAAGUUUGUAACAUCAAGUAUCGGGAAUAAAUUAUAGGAGUCUUAACAUCCGAGGGGGGAAAAAAAAAA